Molecule: messenger RNA, 5648 nt
Organism: Frieseomelitta varia
Lineage: Eukaryota; Metazoa; Arthropoda; Insecta; Hymenoptera; Apidae
Gene: chp
Product: chaoptin
Exons: 16
Coding region: 82-3945 (1287 amino acids)
Molecular function (GO): protein binding
Source: RefSeq, a predicted model, not a curated record
AUUGCGAUCGGGCCGCGACGAUCCCAUGAUCGUGAGCUCCGAUAGAGACUCUCUGGUAGUGUUCUCUUGGUCAAAGGAAACAUGAAUUUGUCGACGAUGGUGAAAGUGGGUUACGCUCUGGUGAUUUUUACCCUGUUGCUGAUGAUGUGGGCGUCUUUGGUUCGGAUGCACGAGCUUCCAGUGCAGUAUCCACCGUGUUUCUUCAACCCUCUUUGCACCUGUUCGAAAGCCAUGCCCGAUCUGGGAAUAGUCACCUGUUACAACGUGCCGAUGCCGCGGAUACCUCAGCCAAUAAACUCCUCCAAAGUGUUCAUGCUGCAGUUGGAGAACAACGGACUGAUGUUUCUACAGCCACAGUUUCUCAUGAACACCGGUCUGUACAGCCUACGGAUCAAGCAUAAUCCCCUGGCCGACAUCCCGGACGAAGCUUUCCUAGGGCUUGAGAGAUCGUUAUGGGAGCUCGAAUUACCCUACAAUCGCCUGGAGAAGGUUCCCAGCAGGUCAUUCAGACAUUUGCAAAAAUUACAGCUUCUCGACCUGACAGGUAACAAAAUAUCAAAGAUCUCGCCGGACAAUUGGCGCGGCCUUGAGAAUUCGCUGCAGAAGCUGCGCCUGGGACGGAACGCGAUCGACAAACUUCCGGCGGACGCGUUCGCGGGCCUCACUUACUUGGACAUGCUGGAUCUGCGUGAGAAUAAUCUGAAGGAGAUCGAUCCGUCCGUGUUCAGGGACGGCAUGGCGCAUUUAAUAUACCUGUACCUGAAUGGAAAUCAACUGACUCACAUACCGUACGCGCAGCUGUCCUCUCUGAAGCGUAUGAAACUGUUGGAUCUCAGUUACAACAGGAUCUCGAAGAUGCUGAACCCGCAGCAGGAACCGGAGAUCAGAGGGUUGCAGAUGUCAUUGGACAUACUGCGACUGGAUUACAAUCAGAUCGAGACGUUAAUGUCCGGUGAUUUUCAACAUUUUUACAAAGUGAACAGAACGCACCUCGACGGCAAUCCUUUAACUAUGAUCGAGGAGGGCACGUUCAGGGAUUCGAGAAUACGCGAGCUUUAUUUCAGCGAUUGCGACCUAAUGGAGGUCAAUUCCCCGAAUUUCGCCGGCUUGGAGUCGUCCUUGGAAUUGCUGGAUCUCUCAGGGAAUAACAUUACUUCUCUCCCAAGUCCAAUCUUCCAAGAGUACGAUUUCUUGCGGACGUUGAUCUUCCGCGAGAACAAGAUCCAAACGUUUUCGCCAGCCGAGGUGUUCAACGGUUUCCAAUACUCUCUAUACAAUCUGGACUUAAGCGGCAAAGAAAAUAGCAUGGUGUCGCUUCAGGAUUUACGGCAAAUGCGAAACAUGCGAUUCCUUUCGAUCUCACGGAUGCCACAGUCCACGCUGUCCCCGGACGAUUUCAUGGAGUACGGGAUGGACAUCAAGGAACUCCGUAUAGUCAAAAGCAAUUUGAAUACCAUCAAGAGCCACGCUUUCAUGCACGUACGCGGGAUCAAGUACCUGGAUUUCUCGGAGAAUGCCAUCUCCUCCAUCGAAGACGAAGCUUUCUCCGAGGUUGGCCACUCGCUGUUAAUACUGAGAAUGUCUCAUGGCCUUUCGUCUUCCGUUUCUGAAAUCCCCAGCGGCCCGUUCAAGUUUCUGACGAACCUGCAACACCUCGACUUUAGCAACAAUAAGAUUAAAUCGCUACCAGACACGGCUUUUCACUUUUUGAAGAGGAUCAGGCGAAUGGAGUUGCAGGACAAUGAGAUCGACAAUAUCAGAAAAGGAACGUUUCAGGGUGACAUACAUUCGUACUUGGAGGAGGUGAACUUCUCGUUCAACAUGAUCACAACGAUUCAAACUCACACGUUCGUCGACCUGCCGAAAUUAACGAUGAUAAAUUUAGAAGACAACGCCAUAAAUAGAAUCGAGAGGCGAGCAUUCAUGAACAUGAAACAGUUGAAGUAUAUUAACCUGAGGGGUAACAAGAUAACGGACAUCACGGAUGAGUCUUUCCAGAAUUUGCCAGAUCUGGAGUUCCUCGAUCUGGCGUACAACGACCUAACCGAGUUCGACUUCGCCUCGUUCGACCAAGUGGGAACGUUGUCUUCGUUCAAAGUAAACGCCAGCCACAAUGAGAUCCCGAAAUUGUGGAUCAACAGCACUACGUUUACACCGCCAACCACCAUUGGCGGGACAAUUCAAUCGAACAUCAAGGUCUUGGAUCUCAGUUACAACAACAUAUCCGACAUAAUGAAGUAUUACUUCAAGCCAGUCGAAUAUUCCUUGACGCAUCUGUAUCUAGCUCACAACCAAUUGAGCAACGUGACCCAAGGUGUCUUUGGAAAUAUGCCACACUUGCAGUGGCUAGACCUGAGUCACAACGAGCUGAUGGAGAUCGACUUCGACUGCUUCAGAAACACAAAGAACAUCCAAGUGCUCUCCCUCUCUUGGAACAGUAUCAUGGACAUUCCAGCGGAAGCGCUCAGACCAUUGAGGAAAUUAAGGAUCGUCGACCUCUCUCACAACAAACUGAGAACGCUGCCGGAUAACAUGUUCUCAGACGCAAAUAUCGAGAGUCUGGAUUUGUCUCACAAUCAGUUUAUGAGAUUACCUGUGAAAACAAUGUCCAUCUCGGCCGCUGCCAGUUUAUCUAUGCUGGACCUGUCUUGGAACACUCUGUCAGGAAUUCAUACUACCGACGCUGUAUUUAGACUACGAAGUCUAACAUGGCUAGAUAUAUCUUACAAUCGCCUGGUCAGACUCGACGACGGAGUGUUCUCCGAGCUACCAUACUUAACUCAUCUGGAUUUGAGUCACAACAAGCAAUUGCUCUUGGAAUCACGCGGAAGAACGUUCCACGGUUUAGAAGACUCCCUUUUGUAUCUCGACUUAAGCAACAUCUCACUUUUAAGUGUGCCAGAAUUGCCGCUAAGGCGAUUACAAACGUUGUACUUGGCGCACAAUGAGUUGGCAUCGAUACCAGCGGAAAUGGCAUCGAACUUGACGUCCCUUCAUUACUUGGAUCUAAGCGCCAACGAUCUGACUGUGGUGCCAUUGAUCACGCACACUCUACCUGAAUUGAAAACGUUUAAUCUAGCGGAUAAUCCCAUCACGGCCGUCAGUAAUACUAGUUUCUUAGGUAUCGCGGACAGUCUUGAGGAACUGGACAUACGAAGACUGUCUUUAACCACUUUCGAGAGCGGGGCACUUUGCAAAGCUACGAAACUCCGCAAGUUAUAUAUAACCGCUUACAACGGCGUGAAGAAUUUCAACUUCCCCAACAUCCUCGAGUACAAUCACGGCCUAAGGCAUUUGGUCAUCGACGUACAAAACGACACGGAUCUGGAGAAAGAAAUGAAGGGAAAGUUUCCCAACAAGUUGUUCAAUAUAACAUUGACUGGUCAAUCAUUGAAGAAUAUAAACGCGGAUAUUUUGCGAGGUAUAAGAAAUCCGCAUUUGCACUUCGGGAUGUACAACACGAGCGUGAGCGCAGUGCCCAAGGAGAUGUUUGAGAAUGCAGAAUGGGUGAGGAACGUGACGGUUCACCUUCAUCACAACGACGUGCGAACCCUUCACAACCCAUCGAACGGAUAUAAGCCAGGCGUGCCAGGAAAACGAUUUUUAUUGAAACUGACGGUGAGAGGAAGCUACUUCACUUGCGACUGCGACAUCGGAUGGAUGGAAAAUUGGCAGAGGAAGCACAGACAGUACCAAGAAGACCGCUGCACGACCUACAGCGAGUUCAAGAACUUCGAACGGGACGAGGAGGAUGACGAGUUUGAUUGUUGGGACAACGGCUGGGACGACGAUCUUCGCGAGGCAUUUUGCUUAAACAAAAAUAACGUAUCAGUAUUGGAAGCGUUAAAGACCGAUCUCGAAUGUGGAUGGGGCGCGGCGAGUUACACUCACCCACCUCGUCAUCUCAUUCUUUUCUUUCUCAUUUUCACGGCAAUCGUCUAUUAGGUCUUACCUUUCACACAUAUAAAUUUCAUUCCACGCGUUUAAAAUCGGUUUCACCAUUUCCUUUCCUCGCAAUGUACGACGAUUUAAAGUGCGAACAUGCGACAUAUCAUUUACUAAAAUAAUUUAAACAUAAUCACCGUCUCAUUCCAAAGGAGUACACACAUCGUGAAUGUGAUCACAUUUUGUUGUUCGUCGUGGCCAUGUAAAUGAAUAGCAAUGGCGAGUACAAGUAUAUUGUAACAAUUGUGUAUGUUAUUAAUAAGUUGUUUAACAGUGGUACUUUAUUUGUUUUUACGAAAUAUUCAGUAAGUAUUCGUAUUUAUCGUAGAGGCAGAUUAUUUAAUUACUAGUAAGCAAUAGAUUAAGCAACGUCGUCCUUGGUAUCGUGUUUGAUUCAUCGGUGAUAGUUAUUUAUUGAUAUGCAUGUGAUAUAGCGGUUAAUGCGAGCUUGAUCAUAUUCACGAUACUCGCUUCUGUUUAAUCUUCUUUCGAUGGAAUUACAUUUCGUACGAGAAACUGUUGACAAGGAUGAUAUCGUUUAAAAGAAAUAAUUUAGACUGAGUUUGCACUUUGAUCGAGCGCAUCAGAAGGAAAGGAACUCUUGCACAUCCCUUCGUUUCUUCGCCUAAAGCAGCACGCUUCGAAUCAAUGAGACUGUCAGAUCAAUUGUUCAGAUACUCGUACAAAGUGACCAACAAUUGCGGAUCGAUAUGCUUCUUCUUUCGAUCUGUAACGCGUCUUCGUCGCGUUGAUAGGAAUUGAAGUUUUAUUCUCUUCUUCGUAGCUCUCUUCUUGCGGUCGUUGUAUAAAAGUCGCGCAGGGUAUUCUUCCUCGUCUUCUUCGCGCUAACAGUAAGUCGUUGUCGAACUAAGAACUUGCAAACAAAUCGAGAACAAACUCGUCUCUCUUCUUUGCUUGAAAGAAGAAAUUGAAUUUCACAGGUUGAAGUUCUUUUUUUAUAUUCGUAGGGAACAAGAUCAGAGAUUGAAGAAAUUCCCUCUUCAAAGAUGAAGAUGAAUUUGUAUUCCACGAGGGAAAAAAGAAUUUCAAUCUGUAUUUAAGAUCCUAAUUCGACAAUGGAAACGUGCAUUUCUACAUUUUUUUCAUAAUUACAUUCAAAUUGUCACACGUUCAAAAACAUUUGGAGGAUACUAGACGUAUGUCUUCGAUCAUUAACCUGUAGUUAAUUCGGUUAACAGAAAUUUUAUAUUAUCUGAAUCUAUUUGCUUUCCAGUGUGUGCUGUCGACACAUUUUUUUUAAAUAAAAUCGCACCGAAUACUAUGAUACACGUUCUUAUCAUUAUUUGUAAUAUUCUACCUUUAAGUAUAUUAUAUAGAAAAGAAAUUAAAAAUCAGUGAAUUUAGGAAAUUUUUCAAAGAUUUCGUAACGAUAAAUUAGAAUCGUUCAGCGUGGAAAACAUACACGAAAGAAUCGAUCGAAUUGUAGAAUAACAAGUUAAUUUGAAAUUAACAAGGCAAAAUCGAUAGGUGUAUUUAAAGGAGCUUUUUUAAUUGUGCAUGUAUAAACAAUUCUCAAUAAUUAUAUGACAAAUCACGUAAUAACCACAUUAGUUCUAAAAUCAUCCAAUUAAAUAUAAACGAUCGUUAUUACGAUUAAUUGUAGAGCAUGAUCUUUGCUAUUAUAUCAAUUACCAUGUGUACAAUUGGUAAGACAAUAAAACCGAAUAUAAAUAUUAGACAUA